AUGCCAUGGCUUCUUCCCGGAAGAGUCUUCCAGGCCGCCUUUGCGGUGGUGGUCCUGGGCCUUUCGGCCUUUGUCUCCAACUGGUAUAAUACCGACACCAAGACGUCGUCUCUGGCUCAGAUCAACUUCUUGAUCUUUGCUCCUCUUUGGUCGCUGCUCUCCAUCGCAUGCCUAGAAAUGGUACCCAAGUUCUUGCCGCGGUUAUCGAAUCCGUAUGAUGCCCUUGGACUCGAGACCACUAAUGUGCUCUUCUACGCGGCCCAGGCCGACGUCGCCUUCUCGGCCGUUUUGAUCUUUCAAUGGGCCGCGACGGCCAUUAUCCCGGCCCUCGACGUGCUAAAGAUGGGGUUUUCGCCGAUCCACCGCAGGGGAGGGGGGAGGCUGGUGCGCCACAACAGAAACUUCUAG
This is a messenger RNA of Lasiosphaeria miniovina, 408 nucleotides long. RefSeq lists its product as uncharacterized. Bases 1 to 408 code for a protein of 135 amino acids. Lineage: Eukaryota; Fungi; Ascomycota; Sordariomycetes; Sordariales; Lasiosphaeriaceae. The transcript has 6 exons. The record is from RefSeq and is a predicted model, not a curated record.